Messenger RNA from Eptesicus fuscus (big brown bat), 4197 nucleotides. RefSeq names its product peptidylglycine alpha-amidating monooxygenase (gene PAM). Gene Ontology annotation, biological process: peptide metabolic process. NCBI's taxonomy places the organism in Eukaryota, Metazoa, Chordata, Mammalia, Chiroptera, Vespertilionidae. Gene Ontology annotation, cellular component: extracellular region; membrane. The coding region runs from base 655 to 3576 and encodes 973 amino acids. The transcript is spliced from 27 exons. The record is from RefSeq and is a predicted model, not a curated record. Gene Ontology annotation, molecular function: peptidylglycine monooxygenase activity; copper ion binding; protein binding.
CGGCGGACGGGGUUGGGCCGCGCGCGCCGGGAGGAGGGAGCGCCGCGUGCUCAGCCUGUCCCCGCCCUGGAGCCCGAGCCUCCAACUAACUCCGCCCGCCGCGCCCCGCUCCGCCGCCCGCCGCCCGCAGGCUCGGGCUUCCGUCCCGGCUGAGCCAGUGCCCGCGGCCGCGCAGAAUGCAGGCUCCCUGAGAGCAGUGGCCUUGUGUGGCUUGUUCAACACUGUACUCCAAAGACCUGAAACUGUGAGUGGCUUACCAAUCUUCAGAGGUCCUGAAUGAUGACUGACGCGGGUUUGUGUGAUAUCCCUCACAGUCCCUGUCGUUCCCCAGUGAUAAGGGACCCGCAAGUCUAGCUCCAGCACCAGGGUAAAAAGCAAAGAAAAAAAGGAAAAGAAAAAAGCAGCUCUAGAAGGAGGAAAGCUUCCGCUUGCGGACCGGACAAAAGUACCGCCUUCCCACGGGUUUCUGCGUGAGGCUAGGGAUCCAGACACCUCGCCGGGUCCUGCUCGCCGCUCUCGCAGGGCAGGCGGGUGGUGCGUGGCCGCAGCAGGACGCCCGCCGCGCCCCGGCCAUGAAGUAGCGGCCGCUGCCCACCGCGGCCCCAGCCCGCGCUGCGCUGCCCGGGCUCCCGGCGGGGCCGGAGCGGCGCGGACAUGGCUGGCGUUCGGAGCCUGCUGGUUCUCCUCCUCGUGUUUCACAGCAGCUGCCUGGGUCUCCGAAGCCCACUUUCUGUCUUUAAGAGGUUUAAAGAAACUACCAGAUCAUUUUCCAAUGAAUGUCUUGGUACCACCCGACCAGUAACUCCUAUCGAUUCAUCUGAUUUUGCAUUGGAUAUUCGAAUGCCUGGGGUUACACCUAAACAGUCUGAUACAUACUUCUGCAUGUCAAUGCGUUUGCCAAUGGAUGAGGAAGCCUUCGUGAUUGACUUCAAACCUCGUGCCAGCAUGGAUACUGUCCAUCAUAUGUUACUUUUUGGAUGCAACAUGCCUUCGUCCACUGGAAGUUACUGGUUUUGUGAUGAAGGAACCUGUACAGACAAAGCCAACAUCCUGUAUGCCUGGGCAAGAAAUGCUCCCCCUACCAGACUCCCCAAAGGUGUUGGAUUCAGAGUUGGAGGAGAGACUGGAAGUAAAUACUUUGUACUACAAGUACACUAUGGGGACAUUAGUGCAUUUCGAGAUAAUCACAAGGACUGUUCUGGUGUGUCCUUACAUCUCACACGCCUGCCACAGCCCUUAAUUGCUGGCAUGUACCUUAUGAUGUCUGUUGACACUGUUAUACCAGCAGGAGAGAAAGUGGUGAAUUCUGACAUUUCAUGUCAUUAUAAUAAUUAUCCAAUGCAUGUCUUUGCCUAUAGAGUUCACACUCAUCAUUUAGGUAAGGUAGUAAGUGGAUACAGAGUAAGAAAUGGACAGUGGGCGCUGGUUGGACGCCAGAGCCCCCAACUGCCACAGGCUUUCUACCCCGUGGAGCACCCAGUAGAUGUAAGUUUCGGUGACAUAUUAGCAGCAAGAUGUGUAUUCACUGGUGAAGGAAGGACAGAAGCCACACACAUUGGUGGCACAUCUAAUGAUGAAAUGUGCAACUUAUACAUUAUGUAUUACAUGGAAGCCAAGCAUGCAGUUUCCUUCAUGACCUGUACACAGAAUGUAGCUCCGGAUAUGUUCAGAAACAUACCACCAGAGGCCAAUAUUCCAAUUCCUGUGAAGUCUGAUAUGGUUAUGAUGCAUGGACAUCACAAAGAAACAGAGAACAAAGAUAAGACUUCUUUACUUCAGCAGCCAAAACAAGAAGAAGUGUUAGAACAGGGUGAUUUCUAUUCACUGCUUUCCAAGCUGCUAGGAGAAAGGGAAGAUGUUGUUCAUGUGCAUAAAUACAAUCCUACAGAAAAGGCAGAAUCAGAGUCAGACCUGGUAGCAGAGAUUGCAAAUGUAGUCCAAAAGAAGGACCUUGGUCGAUCUGAUGCAAGAGAGAGUGCAGAGCAUGAGGAGAGGGGCAAUGCUAUUCUUGUCAGAGACAGAAUUCACAAGUUUCACAGACUAGAAUCUACUCUGAGGCCAGCAGAGAGCAGAGUUUCCUCAGUACUGCAGCCCCUACCUGGUGAAGGCACCUGGGAAUCAGAACACACAGGAGACUUCCAUGUAGAAGAGGCACUGGAUUGGCCUGGAGUAUACUUGUUACCAGGCCAGGUUUCGGGGGUGGCAGUGGACCCUAAGAAUAACCUGGUGAUUUUCCACAGAGGUGACCAUGUCUGGGAUGGAAACUCGUUUGACAGCAAGUUUGUUUACCAGCAAAGAGGACUUGGGCCAAUUGAAGAAGACACUAUUCUUGUCAUCGAUCCAAAUACUGCUGCAGUUCUCCAAUCCAGUGGGAAAAAUCUGUUUUACUUGCCACAUGGCUUGAGUGUGGAUAAAGAUGGAAAUUACUGGGUCACUGAUGUGGCUCUGCAUCAGGUGUUCAAACUGGAUCCAAACAGCAAGGCAGGCCCCCUGCUAAUCCUGGGAAGGAGCAUGCAACCAGGCAGUGACCAGAAUCACUUCUGUCAACCCACCGAUGUGGCCGUGGAUCCGGACACCGGAGCCAUCUAUGUGUCAGACGGUUACUGCAACAGUCGGAUUGUGCAGUUUUCUCCAAGUGGGACGUUCAUCACACAGUGGGGAGAAGAAUCUUCAGGGAGCAAUCCCGCACCAGGCCAGUUUACCGUUCCUCACAGCUUGGCCCUUGUGCCUCAUUUGGGUCAAUUAUGUGUGGCAGACAGGGAAAAUGGUCGGAUCCAGUGUUUUAAAACUGACACCAAAGAAUUUGUGCGAGAGAUUAAGCAUGCAUCAUUUGGAAGAAAUGUAUUUGCAAUUUCAUAUAUACCAGGUUUGCUCUUUGUGGUGAAUGGGAAGCCUCACUUUGGGGAUCAAGAACCAGUACAAGGAUUUGUGAUGAACUUUUCCAGUGGGGAAAUUAUAGACAUCUUCAAGCCAGUGCGCAAGCACUUUGACAUGCCUCAUGAUAUUGCUGCCGCUGAAGACGGGACUGUGUACGUUGGAGACGCUCACACCAACACCGUGUGGAAGUUCAUCACCACUGAAAAAAUGGAACAUCGGUCCGUUAAGAAGGCUGGCAUUGAGGUCCAGGAAACCAAAGAAUCCGAGGCAGUUGUUGACACCAAAAUGGAGAACAAACCCGCCUCCUCAGAAUUGCAGAAGAUACAAGAGAAACAGAAACUGAUCAAAGAGCCAGACUCCGGAGUGCCUGUUGUUCUCAUUACAACCCUUCUGGUUAUUCCGGUGGUUGUCCUGCUGGCCAUUGCCAUGUUUAUUCGGUGGAAAAAAUCAAGGGCCUUUGGAGAUUCUGAACAUAAACUCGAGUCAAGUUCAGGAAGAGUGCUGGGAAAACUUAGAGGGAAGGGAAGUGGAGGCUUAAACCUUGGAAAUUUCUUUGCGAGCCGUAAAGGCUACAGUCGAAAAGGGUUUGACCGCCUGAGCACCGAGGGCAGUGACCAAGAGAAAGAUGACGACGACGGGAGUGAAUCGGAAGAGGAGUAUUCGGCACCGCUGCCCCCGCCCGCACCGCCCUCCUCCUGAGCGCCCGGCUUUGGUCCGGCUGAGGAGAUGUACCAAGAAUGCCAAUUCUUUUCCCUUUAGCACGUUAGAGUUUUGUGUGUUUAAUUGUAAACUGUACAAGUCUGUGCGGGACUGUACACAUUUUAUUUACUUCAUUUGGGUUUAGUUGGCCUCUGUUUCUAGUUGAGGAGUUUCCUAAGAGUACAUAACAGUGCCAUGGUCUUUAUAUAUGGACAUAGAAUAGAGAAACUGUCCUCUUCUUCCAUCACACUACUAAUUUGUGAUGGAAGGCUUGCUCAUUUACAUUUCUGAGACUUUUCUGUAGGUGUAAAUAAGCCCACUCUGCUUGAACACAGUAUUUUCCCAAUAGCGCUUCCAUUGCCACUGUCUUUCUUUGGUGCCUUUCCUGUUCAGCAUUCUCAGCCUGAUGACAAAGCUGCUAAAUCUCCUAUUUUUUUAAAAUCACUAGCAUUAUAUUGCAACAAGGGAAAGAAAAAAAGUCUCUAUUUAAAUUCGUUUUUUAAAUUUUCUUCUUCAGUUGGUGUGUUUUUGGGAUGUCUUAUUUUUAGAUGGUUCCACUGUUAGAACACUAUUUUCAGAAUCUGAAUGUAACUUGUGUAAUAAAGUGUUUUCAGAGCAUUA